AUGCAUGGCUUUCCCCCUGCCGAAUACAGCAUGCACGAGCAAUUCCAGGAGUACAGAUCAAAGAAGCUGAAGGGACUCGAGUCUUACCUGAGCGUUAUGUGCCUCGUCUGGAGAUACAGAUUAGUCGUUUCCAUCGUUCUGCUUGUUGUGCUCUGUCAUGUUUAUGCAUCAGACGCACAACCAAUUGGAAAAGUUUAUCCGCGCGGAAAUCACUGGGCUGUUGGGCACUUAAUGGGCAAGAAAAGCACAGAUGAGCAGGUCAGACCUGAGGAUCUAGAAGGCGGCGAUGAGACCUCUAUGAUGACUCGAGAUCAGGAUCAGCAGCUGGAAAGAUACAACAAACAUCUGCUGCUGCCACUCCUGCAUGCGCUCAUGAGAGGACGGAUGGCACCGCAGAGCAUGCUGGAGGGCACAGAGGAGAGCGGUGCUCAUAAACUGCUCCAGCGCAUGCUGGAAGAGAGACGUCAGUGGGAGGAAGGUCAUGAGAGAGACAGACAAGUCAAAUUGGCUGAGGACGUCUUGUUCCGGGCUUUAUUAAUGCAGGAUGACAACGAAAGCUGAGGACCAACUGGACAAAAGACUGCGGUUUGAAGUUCACUUGACAACUGACUUGAUCGAAUACAAACCUCUUUAUUCAGCAACAUAUAAAUAAGCAUGAUGUUAUAUUUUUGUAUGCCAAUAUCUCUACAAAGAAACACACAUAAACUGAGUGUCAUCAUUCUGUAUAUUUUAUGGUAUUGUUUUAUAAAUGAAUUCAUCUUCUUGAUAACUGACACCAUAGUAACCAUUGUAUUCACAGUUCAGUUGAUUAAUAUUUAAUAAACUUUAACUUGUU
Messenger RNA from Sinocyclocheilus grahami, 835 nucleotides. Its product is annotated as gastrin-releasing peptide-like. Gene Ontology annotation, molecular function: neuropeptide hormone activity. The record is from RefSeq and is a predicted model, not a curated record. Gene Ontology annotation, biological process: neuropeptide signaling pathway. NCBI's taxonomy places the organism in Eukaryota, Metazoa, Chordata, Actinopteri, Cypriniformes, Cyprinidae. The transcript has 4 exons. The coding region runs from base 1 to 561 and encodes 186 amino acids.